GAAAAUGUUGUGAUGAAAGUGGGUGGUAUCACGAUCAGGAAUGACUUUUUGUUUGUUAUAUUUAUCAGAUAAGUCAUUUCGUGUAAUUUUGUUUUGCAAUUUAAAUUUAAGUGAUUAAUUUAAAAGGAAGCGUUUUUUGUGUCGUUUUAAAAUUGAUAAUAAGUGCAUUUGUAACAAAUGAUCAGUCGCUGAUUUUUGCAAGCUCCGGGAUUGAAGUUUAAACUUUCGUACUCGUAGAACUAGAAACUAGAAUCGUACUGUACUAUUAACAUCACAAUAUUCAAAGUCGUAUUCCUUGUGUUACUCGUACCAGUCUGGCCUGGAUUGAAAGCCCGUCACAUCACAUCUUAGCAGACAAAUGAAGAACAGUAUGAGUCAUACCUGAAACUCGCAUAUUUACUUAAUGCAGAAAGGUGUAAAUAGCAGCAUAAGGCAGUAGAGAAAACCACAUAGAAACUUUCAGCCCUGUGACUUCAGUUACUAUUUCAUAAGUUACAAUGAUAAAACAGUCAUCCUUUUUGAAAUGGGCACAAAACAAUAAAAAUGCCAAUAAAACAGGUAGCAGAACGUGGAUCCAUUCACCAGAUGUCCUGAAUGCAGGUCAUGUGGCUUACUUAGUUAAGUUUCUAGGGAAUACAGAAGUGGAUCAGCCUAAAGGUAUAAAUGUUGUGAAACAGGGGAUUCAGAAAUUGAGGUUCUCCCAGCAACUGAAGAAAUCAGAAGGUGGUAAAAUACCAAAAGUUGAGUUAACAAUAUCAGUGGAUGGAGUGGCUAUCCAAGAUUUUAAAACAAAGAAAAUUUUCCACCAGUAUCCCCUUCAUCGGAUAUCAUAUUGUGCUGAUGACAAAUGUGAUAAGAAGUUCUUCAGUUUUAUUGCCAAAGAAGAAAAUGAAAAACAUAAUUGUUUUGUCUUUAUAAGUGACAAACUGUCUCAAGAAAUAACAUUAACAAUUGGACAAGCCUUUGACUUGGCAUAUCGUCGUUUCUUGGAAACCUCUGGGAAGGACAUGGAAAUGAAGAAAAAUUACAUGAUUCUGCAGAAGAGAGUACAGGAACUGGAAAAUGAGAAUGCAGAAUUACGUGAGAAAAUCGCUAAACUCCAAACUUCAGGAGACAGAACUGAUGGGUCAAAUAAGAACCAACAAGAGAGCCCCGGGUCAAAUUUUGUUAAUGGCACGACAACAGGACCAUCCAAUAAUAAAGCUGUCCUUUCUUCUGGUGAACUUCAACCUCCUGUUCCACCUCGUACUUUAACAGCUACAAUGCCAACAAAUAAUCUUCUACUUGAGCUAUCUGAUAUAAAUUUCCAAGUUCCAGUUGUGGGUCGCCGACUAGAAAACCUUGAUCUUGAUAUCGUAGAGGAUUUCAACCCUAGAGGAGAACCUGGAUUUCGGAAUGGAGGUGAUUUCAAUCAGAAUGGUAAGAAACAAGUGACAUUUGAUGAAGCUGAUCAACCAAAAGACGUGUUUGGAGCAGAACCACUUAUGCUUAUAGAUGAGGCUGAUGAUCCCUUUGGGAUGGGAGAUUUUAGUGCCUAUGGAGUAAAGCCCCAGGACUUAGAAGAUGCUAUUGGAUUCAUUGAUAAAAGAUUGUCAGAAAUGAAGGAUGGUUUCAGUCGUGGACUGGCCUUUGGAAAUGAUGACUUUACAUUGGACACUUUGGAUCCUUUAAAUAAUAAGACAACUUCAGCUCGUAAUCCGAAUUCAAGUGAUUAAGAAUUAAUAGUGCAUCUCAAAGUGAUGAUUGUUUAAAGCUUCAGAGAGUUUAUAAGAAUAUAUAUAUUUGAAAGAAUAAGGGAUGAUUUUUUCGAUGGCAGGAAAAACAAUUAUUGUCAUGUUGAAAUGACAGGAUGAUCCACCCGCUGAUUAUUUUGUACUUACUCAACCAUAGGAAUUUUCUGAACUGUUUAUAUAAAAUAGAUAAGUGAUUAAUUCCAGCUUUUAAAGCUGGAUAUUUUUCUUUAAUACAACUAAGCAGAUUAAUUUUGUAGUUCCAAUCGUAAGGAUGAUGAUUUUAUGAUCUACACCUGGAGAUGUAGUUCUGGAAAGAUUUGAUUGCUGUUUUUAGUAUUUUUCACAUAGACAUUAGAGAUUAAUGUGGGUAGCACUCAAAAGUUUCUGUUAAUUGUUACAACUUAUGAUUAUCUAUACGAUUAAAUUGCUUAAAUAAAAAAGCCUGUUAUGUAUUUAAGAACUCUGAAGUGAUCUUUUUUCUGGGUUUAUGUUUUAUAUGUAAAAAGUUGAAAUUAUUUAUGUAUAUAUUUGUAUUUGGGCGUUUAUAAAAUUAUUGGUCAAAAGUGAAAUUUAUUUUAAACUUUUGGGGUAAAAAAAGAAUCUACAAUUUCCCUGUGAUUGUUAAACCUAGAAGUUAACUGUAUAAUUUCCCUCUGAUUGUUAAACCUUGAAGUUAAAUGUAUAAUCUUUAUCAGAAGAAUGUUUUGCAGUUUUUUUUUAACUACCAAUAAAAUAUUUACAUUUCUUAUAGCAUAGUAAGUAAGCUUAAGUAUGUUAAGAAAACCUGUUAAAAAUUAUUUAACUUAAGCAGAAAUGUUCUAGAAAUACAUAAUAACAAGUAUAUAGGUGAAAUAGAAACACAAUCAAUUACUUUGGAUUAAGCCAAGGUGUUGACAAUGUGGCUUUAUCAGAACAAACUGUACAGCAUCAUAGGUCGUUUGUCUUCGAGAAAGCCAGGGUGGUAAACUUUAAGAUUAACUAAACAUUUUUUUUUUUUGGGUGUGUGUAUGUGGAGUAAUGGGAUGUGCUGUUAUUUUAAAUAACUGGCAGAAACUCUCCAUCCCACCAUUUAGAAUAAUAUAUAAGUAUAACUUAAACUUAUACAUUUAACCUACAAAUUAAAAAAGAUUGAAAUGAAGAUUAAUAACUUUAGUUCAAAACAAGUUUGAAGUGAAAGUGUACAAUAUUUGAAGCUUGCUUUAUUUAAAAUUAAUUAUAAUUUUAAUUUUGCAGAAAUUAUAAAACAUUUAAAGUACUUAAAACUGUAGAGUUGCUAUGUAAAUUUUUAUAACACCUAUUGCAGUAUAUUUAAAAGGAUGAAUUAGCUAACUUCCCUCGUCAUGAUUCUGUAUGUAAAAAACAUUUGUUGUUAA
Messenger RNA from Limulus polyphemus (Atlantic horseshoe crab), 3106 nucleotides. RefSeq names its product PTB domain-containing engulfment adapter protein 1-like. The record is from RefSeq and is a predicted model, not a curated record. The transcript has 12 exons. Lineage: Eukaryota; Metazoa; Arthropoda; Merostomata; Xiphosura; Limulidae. Bases 498 to 1715 code for a protein of 405 amino acids.